This is a messenger RNA of Leptosia nina, 495 nucleotides long. Lineage: Eukaryota; Metazoa; Arthropoda; Insecta; Lepidoptera; Pieridae. The record is from the annotation of a GenBank genome assembly.
AUGACUUUGGUGAUACACAAUCGGUCAAAGCCGACGCCCCGACAUACCAUAGAGAGAGCCCUGAGGGAGCGCCAGCGAAGCGCGUCGGACAGAGUCCUUAGCAGGGCACCGGUAGACGAGUCCCCCUUGCGCACCAUCGCUUCACGCACGGCUGAUGGGUCACUGGACUCGGCACAUUCGACGUGUGCCACGAGCGAUACACGCAGGAAAGACGGCGAAGAAAACGACAUGCAACCGCGGGAGAAAGAAAUGCAUCGAAAACAAGGCGAACGCGGAGAGAGCUGUCAGGGGCACGUUACGAAUGCGAGCGCGGCGCGCCUAAACCGAGCGAGCAAUCAUUACCAGGCCAUUUAUUCGGCAAAUUGCCUCCAUCGAUACCCGCACGCGGUUCCGACGCGACGAAUAAUUCCCAUUAUUUCCUUGGCCCGCGACGCGCCCGGUGACGGAACCGACCGCAUACAUUUGUACGGUAAACAGAUCCCGAGCUAUGGAUAG